Molecule: messenger RNA, 297 nt
Organism: Lasiosphaeria miniovina
Lineage: Eukaryota; Fungi; Ascomycota; Sordariomycetes; Sordariales; Lasiosphaeriaceae
Product: splicing factor 3B subunit 5/RDS3 complex subunit 10
Exons: 3
Coding region: 1-297 (98 amino acids)
Biological process (GO): mRNA splicing, via spliceosome
Cellular component (GO): U2 snRNP; precatalytic spliceosome
Source: RefSeq, a predicted model, not a curated record
AUGCUUGCCGACAAGCUUCGCACACAGCAAGAGCUUGAGCGCCUGCAGGCCAAGUACAUUGGCACCGGACACCCGGACACGACCAGCUGGGAGUGGAAGACGAACAUCCACCGCGACACAUACUCGAGCAUCGUCGGCCACCCCCCGCUGCUUUCGUAUUUUGCCCUCGCCCAGAAUGAACCAGUCGCCAAAGUGCGCGCCGAUAUGAUACGGAAAAUGCUGCAGCCGGCUGGGCCUCCGCCCCCCCGCGAAGACGAUAUGGCGGUGGCUAUUCCACAAACGCGGAACGAUUCGUGA